ACUUCUACUUUCACUUUGGCCACCUCUGCCUUUGACACACUGACCAUGGGGCUUUCCCAGUGGGAUGUUCACUGCGACUGUUAUCUUAGCGGGCAGGGCUUGAACGCGGACGCAAUAUAAACUCUGAGGAGAAUAGAUAUCCCCAUAAGACACUACGCCUGUUAUAAAUGAGCUGUUACCACAAUGGCAAUUACCAAAUCGUAAUGGUUUACUAAAGGCUCUGUGCACUGUCUUAGUGUGGUGUAGUACUAUGGUAGUUAAGUGGUACUAUGGUAGUUACAACCUCCCAGUGGUGGGUAGGUGUCUGGAAGUCCACACCAUGAGGAGAUGAUCUUUGAUGGCUACUGCAGUCACGUGAUGAGUGGAGCAUCCUGGAUUAUAACUACAGCUCUUAUUGUCGUCAGCUUGUUGAGGCCCCUACAUUGUAAAUUCAUCCGUGAAGGUUGCAGCUACGUUCAAACCAUCAACUCUUGGAAAGAAGCUACCCCAGAGGAUUAUCGAUUGAAUAUUCCAUUCUCUGGGGACAAGCCCCGCUGUGUGGAUAUCAAGAGGGCACUCAUCAACACCUACUGUCUGAACGAAAACUGUAUUAAGGAGUCUGCAUCUUGUCAUACCAAAGAGUACGCUUUGGAUCUGAUACGCUGCUUUCCUUGUCAGAAACGCCCAAUUAUUUGUUUAGGACAUCAAGGCAUCACAACUCCAAGCAAAUAUAUCUCCCUAGAUGACUUGCACAAAAGUCUUGAAGAAAAAGUAUGUCCUACAGUGAUCAGCCCAAAGGAUGAGGAUUGUUCAGCUUCCACAACUCCUGCUGCAACAACAGCAAUCACCACAACCACAACACCACCAACAACAACAUCGACCACAACACCACCAACAACAUCGACAACAACAACAACAACAACAGCAUCCACCACAACGGCUAGUCCCACCACCACUUCUACCACGACUGCACAGGACACAGUCACGGCAGAUUCCCCGCCAUCGCACGCCCCUCAAUUGUCACCAUUUAGUGAAGCACUUGAAAAGAGUGUGCUGGUUUUCCUAAUAAUCUCCCUGUGCCUUAAUGUAUUUUUUGGACUAUUGUUACUGAAGCAGAGGCGACGCCAUACACAGGUUCCAAAUGGGUUCCCGCUGAAUUAGUUCACAGAAGUGAGUACACAGGAAUGAGAACACGAUGAAGGAGAAUACAGAAGGAUUUGUCAAGACAGUUUAUGAUGACAUGAAAUCUAUUGAGACUGCAGACUACCUAACCAGGGAAGCCCCACGCACUCCUAACACACCCCUCAUAUGUGACCAUAAUCAAGCCGUCAUCUACAACGGAGGCCGUAUUAUUCUUCACCAUCUGGGACAUAAAGGAAACUGGAAGCGAACAAGAAAUCAAGAAUGGCAGGAUAUGUACUGUAAUUACUGUACAUAUUAGAUUUUAGUGUUGUUUAUAAAGUUUUUGUCAGCAGUUUAUUAUUACGCAUCAUCCUAUAACCUGUAUCGAGUCUAGAAAUGCAAAUGCAGGUCUUUUUUUAGCUAUUUAUAUUUAGUUUAAUUCAAAUGUUUGUCUGUGUAAUAUUUUUAUAUUUAUAUUGCUAUAGUGUUUUUUUGUAUCUGCAUUCUGUAUACUGUAAAGUUUGCCCACUGUUAACUUAGGCAGAGCUACUAUUAGGGCCCAUCCAACAUAACGAUUGCAAAUGAGAUAAUGUCCUUUAAUGUGCUUUUGCAAGAUAUUGAAUAAAACUUCAAUCCUCACUGAAGGAUGGGAAUUCAAAGAUGGACUGAGGUUAUGCAGCUACUGUUGGCCCAAAAUAAAUCUAUUUUUCUAUAUACAGUA
Messenger RNA from Engraulis encrasicolus (European anchovy), 1822 nucleotides. Its product is annotated as integumentary mucin C.1-like. The coding region runs from base 328 to 1140 and encodes 270 amino acids. The transcript is spliced from 12 exons. The record is from RefSeq and is a predicted model, not a curated record. NCBI's taxonomy places the organism in Eukaryota, Metazoa, Chordata, Actinopteri, Clupeiformes, Engraulidae.